CUCAAGUGCUCUCAAGGCCUAAGGCGAUCUGUGCUAGGCGUGGGGCGCAAUAGAAAAAAUCCCACCGCCCUGCCUACUCAUGGCUCGUUCGGCCAGUGCCACUGCGACUGGAGCCAUGACGCUUUCUUUGUUGCCCAGUCGUGGCCCUGUCGCAUCCUCCGACUGAUACCAAACCCCGGGCCCCACCAACCGAUUGUGUCGACUUUGCUCAUGGCCUUAUCUCGCCAGUCGUGGACAGUCACCCUCUGGCGCCCGUGGCUAGCCCUCUCACCUCUCCGGCUCGCCACUUGGUGCCUGUAG
Molecule: messenger RNA, 300 nt
Organism: Protopolystoma xenopodis
Lineage: Eukaryota; Metazoa; Platyhelminthes; Monogenea; Polystomatidea; Polystomatidae
Source: the annotation of a GenBank genome assembly